Messenger RNA from Tetrahymena thermophila SB210, 2130 nucleotides. Its product is annotated as zinc carboxypeptidase family protein. The transcript is spliced from 15 exons. Gene Ontology annotation, molecular function: metallocarboxypeptidase activity; zinc ion binding. The record is from RefSeq and is a predicted model, not a curated record. Gene Ontology annotation, biological process: proteolysis. NCBI's taxonomy places the organism in Eukaryota, Ciliophora, Oligohymenophorea, Hymenostomatida, Tetrahymenidae.
AUGAGUUUAAAUCAAGUAGAAGCAAAAGAGACAGAAAUUCAAUAGCAAGAUCCAGAGGAAGAUUAAGAUAAAAGUGACAACAUUCCUCAGGAAUACAAUAAUAAUGAUGAAGAAGAAAUCGAAGAUAAAAAUAAAUCUAGUGAGGCUACUUCUUAAAGUUGCAAUGAUAUUGAUUAGAACUCUAACAACAAUAACUAAAAUGCAAACAAUAAUAACGGUAAAAAGACAGUAAUUAAUACUAGGCCUAAUGGCUCAAACAGAAAUGAGGAAGAGGGAAUUCAAAUAAGUGAUAAUGAUGAAUUCUAUGGAAUCAAUAAGCUGCUUUAUAAGAAACCAGACCAAAAUGAAAUAAAUGAAAUGCUAAAUAGAACUGAAAAUACUCCAAUACCAACUGCUUAUCCACCAGAACCAGGUUUAAAAACAGGAACAGAAUUUGUUUUGCUUCCAAGAAGCCCAGAAUUUAUAGCUACUUCUGAGCCCUUUGAGCCAAUGUAUAUUCCAAAGCAAACUAUAUUAGAAGAAUCUUUGCGCAGAGAAAUAGAGAGAAUAUGUUUUGCAGAUACAUUAAUAAAUCGUGUUGUAUUCGAUUGUGUAGAUUAAAGUUUGUACACUAAAGAUUUAGAGCCAUCUAAGUAUGGAAUGGAUGUUUUACCUUUCUAUAUUCCUCAGUCAUAAGAUGAUAUAACUUUAGUUUUUGAAUCUAGGUUUGAAUCAGGAAAUCUAAGAAGAGCUAUAUAAAUUUGCGAUUAUGAAUACAAUUUGAUAUUAAAACCAGAUUAUUAUACAACUGGACAUACUUAGUGGUAUUAUUUUUCUGUAGCUAACACUCGUAAAGACGUAGAAUAUCGCUUCAAUAUUAUAAAUAUGAUGAAGCCAGACAGUUUAUAUAAUUCAGGAAUGAAGCCUCUCAUGUAUUCUGAGAAGCAAGCUAAAUUUAAAAAACAUGGAUGGUAUAGAGAUGGAUAUGAUAUUUGUUAUUAUCAAAAUAAUAUGAAAAGAAAGAAUGCAGGAUUUUACUAUUCAUUAACUUUUGCUGUAAAAUUUUAAUAUGAUAAUGAUACUGUUUAUUUUGCACAUUGCUAUCCUUACACAUAUAGUUAGCUUUGCAGAUAUUUGAGAUUAGUUGAAAAUGAUCCUUCUAAGAGAAACAGAGUUAAAAGAAAGACUUUAUGCUAGACCAUAGCAGGAAAUAACUGUGACUUUUUAAUCAUCAGUGAUUUCAAUAAUGGAAAAGAGAAGAAAGGAAUAAUGUUAACUAGCAGAGUUCACCCAGGUGAGAGUAUGGCCAGCUAUGUAAUAGAAUAUGUUAUAGAUUUUCUAAUUGGAAAUUCUCAUGAAGCAAGAAUAUUGAGAGAGAAUUUUAUAUUUAAAGUUAUUCCAAUGCUGAAUAUUGAUGGUGUUCUAAAUGGUAAUUAUAGAUGUAAUUUAGCAGGAGUAGAUUUAAACAGACAGUAUAUAGACCCAAAUAAAAAACUUCAUCCUACUAUUCUUUCAACAAAACAACUCCUCAAAAAACUGAAAGAUGAAAAAGAAGUUCUGCUCUAUUGUGAUUUCCAUGGACACUCUAGAAAAAAGAAUAUAUUUAUGUAUGGCUGUUCUGGCAAGGAUCCAAAUAAAAGAGAACAAGUCUUUCCUCUUUUGAUGAGAAAUAAUUGUAAUGUAUUCUCAUUCAAAGACUGCUCAUUUUAAAUCUAGAAAGAUAGAGAAGGCUCUGCAAGAAUUGCAAUUUGGAAAGAAUUUAAUAUUCUUAACUGCUACACUCUUGAAAUAUCGUUUUGUGGAGCAGACCUAGGAAAAUAUGAAUAUUUCCACUUCAACCUUGACAUAUAUAAAGAAAUAGCCCAAGGGUUUUGCUAAUCUAUAAUUGAUUGCUUUGAGCCUGAGUAAUUAAAGGUAAAGAAGAUACAAGAGGAAAUUGAAUAGAUGAUGUCAAAGAAUGAAAGAAAAGAUGGUGAUAAGUAUCAAAACAGUGGUGAUGAAGACUCUGAUUAUUCUAAUGAAGAUCCUAAAGAUAAUGCAUAGAGCUAACCUACUAUACCAAAUUAAAAUGAUGCAAAUACAAAUAAUGAUAAACAAAAGCCUAAGAAAACAGGAAACUAAGCGUAAUCAGUUCCAAAAAAGAAAAAAUGA